Molecule: messenger RNA, 549 nt
Organism: Tetrahymena thermophila SB210
Lineage: Eukaryota; Ciliophora; Oligohymenophorea; Hymenostomatida; Tetrahymenidae
Exons: 1
Source: RefSeq, a predicted model, not a curated record
AUGAGACAAUUAGUCAAGACAUAAUUAUUAAAGAGUAAUAUUUAGGAACUUAGAAGCUCAAUCGAUAUUCGCAAAGUGCUUAACAAUAAGUACAGAGAUUCAGAAUCCAGCGACUUCUAUAAAAAGAAUCGUGAAUAAUUAGUUUCUAGAAUAAAGUAAGACAUGGAUGUUGAUUCAUACACUGGAGCCACUACAAGAAGAACAUAAUUCUAACAAUAUUAUUAGGACUAACCUUCUUUAGGAUUUGUAUAUCCCAUGAAUCCAGGAAGAGGUGCCUUUAUGGAACCUGACUGCAGAUUUACUGGAAAUGAUUUUAUGGAAAAGAUUAACACUCACUUCGCUACUGCAAUCACUUCAUCUUACUAGGAUUUAGAUAAAGUUGUUAAGAUUUAAGUUAACGAUAGCAAGAAAAACAUCGAAUAAAAUUUAGAAAAGCUUUUCAGAGAGAAGAAUCCCAACAAGGAAUUCAACUUCGAUAAGGAAUAUGCUCGUUAUUUAAAAUUAGACUCCAAGAAAUUUAAAAAGGAAUAUGGAUACGAAACAGACUGA